AGAAACUUCUACCUUCAAAGCUAAGUCUUUAUAAUUUAGAGAGAGGAAAGCGUCCCUUUUCCUGUUUCUCUCUCUUCAUUUCGUCUAAACCCUAUCGCGAGCUCUCAAUCGACCUUCAAAUGGCGAACAGUAAUCUUCCCCGAAGAAUCAUCAAGGAAACUCAGCGUCUCCUUAGUGAACCGGCCCCUGGGAUUAGUGCCUCGCCGUCAGAAGAUAAUAUGCGAUAUUUUAACGUGAUGAUCCUUGGCCCGACCCAGUCACCCUAUGAAGGAGGAGUUUUCAAGUUGGAGCUAUUUUUACCCGAAGAAUAUCCUAUGGCUGCUCCCAAGGUUCGAUUUCUCACAAAGAUUUAUCAUCCAAAUAUUGAUAAGCUUGGGAGGAUAUGCCUUGAUAUUCUGAAAGACAAAUGGAGUCCAGCUCUACAGAUACGAACUGUACUUUUGAGUAUUCAAGCUCUUCUGAGUGCUCCAAACCCAGAUGAUCCACUUUCCGAGAACAUUGCCAAACAUUGGAAAUCGAAUGAGGUCGAAGCUGUUGAAACAGCAAAGGAAUGGACUCGAUUAUACGCAAGUGGUGCUUAAAGAAGGGAAACUGCGGAAGCCUUUUAUCUCUUCGGUUUUUAAUAACAUGAAUGUGCCAUUUGCUGUGGAUUUUAAUGAAAAAAUCUGGAAGAAUUUAGUGUCAAAAUUGUAACUGUCUCUAUAAUUGUGCGUCUUUUGGCAGGAGUCUGUACCCCCAUACUAUGUAUGAUCAUUGAUUAGAUGGAAUACCUUCUUCUAAGUUCAAUA
Cucurbita maxima (winter squash) is the source of this 788-nucleotide messenger RNA. RefSeq names its product ubiquitin-conjugating enzyme E2 35. The transcript is spliced from 8 exons. The coding region runs from base 120 to 581 and encodes 153 amino acids. Lineage: Eukaryota; Viridiplantae; Streptophyta; Magnoliopsida; Cucurbitales; Cucurbitaceae. The record is from RefSeq and is a predicted model, not a curated record. Gene Ontology annotation, molecular function: ubiquitin conjugating enzyme activity. Gene Ontology annotation, biological process: DNA damage tolerance; protein K63-linked ubiquitination. Gene Ontology annotation, cellular component: nucleus.